Molecule: messenger RNA, 225 nt
Organism: Parastagonospora nodorum SN15
Lineage: Eukaryota; Fungi; Ascomycota; Dothideomycetes; Pleosporales; Phaeosphaeriaceae
Exons: 2
Coding region: 1-225 (74 amino acids)
Source: RefSeq, a predicted model, not a curated record
AUGGGACAUGUAGCUUACAACCUUCCAUACCAACAGCAGCCAUCUGCUUCUCCAUUCCUCGCCAAUAGCCCCGGUGGCUUCCAGAACGGUGGUGGCGCGAACCUCAACGGCCUCGGCUCUCCUCAGUACAGCGGCACCAUGAGCCCGGGAGCAGGUCGCUCGAACGGCAACGGAGCGCCCGGCGCCUACGACAAUGGCCCCUUUGCGAACCAACUCCCUUCCUAA